Brassica oleracea var. oleracea is the source of this 681-nucleotide messenger RNA. Its product is annotated as coronatine-insensitive protein 1-like. The record is from RefSeq and is a predicted model, not a curated record. The coding region runs from base 1 to 681 and encodes 226 amino acids. The transcript has a single exon. NCBI's taxonomy places the organism in Eukaryota, Viridiplantae, Streptophyta, Magnoliopsida, Brassicales, Brassicaceae.
AUGCACUGUUAUCAGACGAUCAUUUCUAAGGUGAGCAUAGAAGAUCUCGAAACCAUUGCAAAAACAUGCAGCAGCUCUCUGGUUUCACUGAAGAUUAGUGGAUUUGAUCUAUUGAGACAACAAGGGACCUUAAGGCUAGCUAGUGUGCUUAAGUUUUAUGGUGGAGCCAUUGUUGAGGAUAUUGAUGACCCUGACAAGUACUUCAAUGCAGAUAUAUAUUAUUUUCCACCCAAGCUCUGUCAUGUUGGUGACUUCAUUGGUCUCUUUCUCAAACAUAUCUCGAUCAUGUAUGCUUUUGCCGACAGACUCAAGACACUGGAUCUGUUUGGCGCUGUGCUAGGCAACUAUGCCCACUGUAUAAUUCGGAGGAGGCUUCCCAACAUUGAAAUUCUCAACACUAGUACUUGCAUUGGAGACGAGGGACUCGAUGUCCUUUCUCAGUACUGCAAGAAAUUCAAAGUGUUAGAAAUUCGUCAACCUUCAGAUAGAGAUGAUCAUGACCGUUAUCGUGUCACAGAUAGAGGAAUGAUACAUGUUGCUACAAACUGCAUCGACUUAGAAUACAUUACUGUAUGCAUGAUGCAGCUUCGAAACAUAACUCUACUAGCUAUUGCUGAGAACUUGAAAGAGUUGAAGAACUUUGACGUGCAGAUGAUGAUAUGGCAACCAGCUUGGAUGUAG